CCACCCUCAGAAGCGCACCUUAUGCAAAUGUGCCGAGGAGGGUACAGCAGGCUUUGUUUACACAGCAAUCCGACCACAGCCUGUUAGCCUUCUCUACAGUGUGCUGCUCCAGCAAAUGUGAAGAGGAAGAGUUUGUAGGCAGGAAAAGUCAGUGGUUUUUCUGCAGAAACCUCAAGAGAUUACAAUCUAUUUUAUUGGAACCUCCACAAGUAUGGUGAAAUCAUUCACAUAAGGAGGUAACACAAAGAACAUAUUGUUCACAGUUUGGUUAUUAUUAUUAUUUUUUUUUUAAGUUUUCAUUGGACAAGGAAGAGGAUUCCAACUUUUUGCCACACGAUUCAACACGUGAGGAUUUAGAGGAUAUUAUAAACCGAGACGUUCUGGAUAUCCAAAAGGUUGAUCUUCUGUAAAGCCGUUGAAAGGAUUUGAUGCAGUCUUAAAGUGGGAAGAUUUUCGUUUUCCUGUGAUAUGCUCGAGACUUGAGAAUCCACAUUUAUACUUGAUCUAAGAGGAAUAUUUUAAAAGGAAAUCCGUUAAAAAAAAGGCCAUGGAAUGGGAGCACAGAGACAGGGAGCCCUGUUUGUCUCCAGCAGCAUUUGUUAAUCAGGUGCAAUACUCCAAUAUCCUGGAAGGAAGGUUCAAACAGCUGCAAGAUGAGCGUGAAGCUGUACAGAAGAAAACCUUUACCAAAUGGGUGAACUCUCACUUAGGCCGAGUCACUUGUCGCAUCGGUGACCUAUACACGGACCUGCGUGACGGCCGCAUGCUUAUCCGCCUACUGGAAGUGCUCUCAGGAGAACAGCUGCCAAAACCCACUAAAGGCCGCAUGCGCAUCCACUGCUUGGAAAACGUCGAUAAAGCUCUGCAAUUCCUCAAAGAACAAAAGGUCCAUCUAGAAAACAUGGGAUCGCAUGAUAUUGUGGACGGGAACCACCGUCUCACCCUGGGGCUCAUCUGGACCAUAAUUCUUCGCUUCCAGAUUCAGGACAUCAGCGUGGAGACGGAAGACAACAAAGAGAAGAAAUCUGCGAAAGAUGCCCUUCUCUUGUGGUGCCAAAUGAAAACUGCCGGCUACCCCAAUGUCAACAUUCACAACUUCACAACCAGCUGGAGGGAUGGCCUAGCGUUCAAUGCCAUCGUGCACAAACACAGACCCGACCUGAUUGAGUUUGAUACUCUGAAAAGGUCCAACGCUCACUACAAUCUCCAGAAUGCUUUCAAUGUAGCCGAGAAGGAGAUGGGCCUUACUAAGUUGCUGGACCCAGAAGAUGUGAAUGUUGAUCACCCGGAUGAGAAGUCCAUCAUUACUUACGUGGCUACCUACUACCAUUACUUCUCAAAGAUGAAAGCGCUAGCAGUGGAGGGCAAACGUAUUGGCAAGGUUCUUGACUAUGCCAUUGAGGCUGAUCAGCUGAUAGACAAAUAUGAGACAUUGGCCUCAGAGCUGCUGGAGUGGAUCGAGCAGACAAUAGUGACUCUGAAUGAUCGGCAGUUAGCGAACUCGCUCAGCGCCGUGCAGAAUCAGCUCCAGGCUUUUAAUUCUUACCGCACUGUAGAGAAACCACCCAAAUUUACAGAGAAGGGAAACUUGGAAGUCCUCCUUUUUACUAUACAGAGUAAGAUGAGAGCAAACAACCAGAAAGUUUACACACCAAGAGAAGGAAAAUUAAUCUCGGAUAUCAAUAAGGCAUGGGAGCGACUUGAAAAGGCAGAGCAUGAACGUGAGCUGGCACUGAGAAAUGAACUGAUUCGCCAAGAAAAGCUGGAAAUGCUUGCGGCGCGUUUUGACCGUAAAGCUGCCAUGCGGGAAACAUGGCUAAGUGAGAAUCAGCGCUUGGUGUCUCAGGACAAUUUUGGAACCGACUUGGGAGCAGUGGAAGCUGCCACUCGUAAGCACGAGGCGAUUGAGACCGACAUCGGUGCGUAUUGGGAGCGUGUGGCUGCUGUCGAGGCUGUUGCCAAAGAGCUGGAGGCGGAGAGAUACCACGAUGUGAGACGUGUGCUCGCAAGAAGGGACAAUGUGCUUCGCCUAUGGGAAUACCUCAAGGAGCUUCUAACGGCAAGAAGAGAGAGGCUAAAUGCCCAUCGAGACCUGCAGAGGCUGUUUGAAGAGAUGCGUUACAUCUUGGACUGGAUGGCUGACAUGAAGAGUCGUUUGCAGUCUCAAGACAGUGGCAAACAUUUGCACGAUGUUUUGGACCUUCUUCAGAAACAUACUCUAGUAGAGGCUGAUAUUUCAGCUCAGGCAGAGAGAAUCAAAGCAGUGCAGGGAGCUGCAAAACGUUUCACUUCUCAUGACCAAGCCUACAAACCAUGUGAGCCAGGGCUAGUGAGUGAAAAGGUCAAUCUGCUGGGCCAAGCCUACGAGGAGCUCGGCCAUCUGGCUGGACAGCGCAGAGAACGCCUUGAGGACUCCCGCCGCCUUUGGCAAUUCUUGUGGGAUUUGGGAGAGGAGGCGGCCUGGAUCAGAGAGCAAGAGCAGAUCCUGACCAGCGGCGAGUGCGGCCGUGACCUUACGUCUGCCCUUCACCUGCUCAGUAAACACGAGGCUUUCAGGGAUGAGAUGGCAGCCCGCUAUGGCCCGCUCAGUAACAGCAUUGCUGCAGGGGAGGCUCUGGUGAACGAGGGACACUUUGGAGCCCCGGAGGUCACAGAGAGCAUUAAAGAUAUUCGUGCCCAGUGGGCGCAUUUGGAGGAGACAACAAAAUUGAGAGAACAGAAGCUUAAAGACUCGGUGGGCCUGCAUCAGUUCCUGACAGAUGCUAAUGACAUGGAUGCUUGGCUAAUGGAAACGCUAAGGCAGGUGUCUAGUCAGGACGUGGGUCAUGAUGAGUUCUCCACCCAAACAUUAGCUCGCAAGCAGAGGGAAAUAGAGGAGGAGAUCAAGAGCCACAAACCGCUCAUUGAAUCCCUGCAUGAACAAAACCAAGCACUUCCACAAACCUAUGCUAAUUACCCUGAGGUGAAGGGCCGGCUACCUGCUAUUGAGCAGCGCUACAAAGAGCUACAAUCCCUCUCGGUGUCUCGGCGCCAGGCCCUGGAAGGUGCUUUAGCGCUUUAUCGCAUGUUUAGUGAGGCGGGUGCCUGCCAACUCUGGGUGGAAGAAAAAGAGAAGUGGUUACACGGCAUGGAGAUCCCAACCAAACUUGAAGACUUGGAAGUGGUGCAGCAGAGGUUUGAGACACUAGAACCCGAAAUGAACAAUAUAGGGACCAGUGUCACCGAAGUGAACCAUGUGGCUGAGAGGCUGUUAAAUUCUGACAACUGUAACAAAGACCAAAUCCAUCAGACUCGUGACCAUCUGAACAACAGGUGGAAAGAAUUCCAGAAGCUGGCUGGUCAAAAGAAACAAGGCUUGGAGUCGGCCCUUAAUAUCCAAAACUACCACCUGGAAUGUAAUGAAAUCCAAACGUGGAUGAAAGAAAAGACCAAAGUGAUUGAAUCGACUCAGAGUUUGGGAAAUGAUCUAACAGGAGUAAUGGCACUCCAGCGCAAACUCACGGGCAUGGAGAGAGAUCUAGAGGCGAUUCAGGGGAAAUUAAAUGACCUAAGAAAGGAAGCAAAAAAACUGGCCAAGGAACAUCCAGAUCAAGCAGGGGAGAUUCAAGAUCGCUUGGCAGGGAUACAGGAAGUAUGGGAGGAGUUGAACUCUACCAUGAAACGACGUGAAGAGUCACUGGGUGAGGCCAGCAAGCUUCAGGGCUUCCUCAGGGAUCUUGAUGACUUCCAGUCGUGGCUCUCCCGCACCCAGACAGCUGUGGCCUCAGAGGACAUUCCCACCUCUUUGCCUGAGGCCGAGAGCUUGUUGGCCCAGCACGAGAAUAUCAAAAAUGAGGUGGAUAAUUACAAGGACGACUAUGAGAAGAUGCGAGUGGUCGGCGAGGAGGUGACCCAAGGACAAACGGAUGCUCAGCACAUGUUUUUGGCUCAAAGACUCCAGGCCUUGGAUACUGGUUGGCAUGAGCUACGUCAAAUGUGGGAAAGCCGCCAAAGUCUGUUGGCCCAAGCAUUCGACUUCCAGACUUUCUUACGAGAUGCAAAGCAGGCAGAGGCCUUCCUCAAUAGUCAGGAGUACGUAUUAUCCCACACAGAAAUGCCGACAAGUCUUCAGGGAGCAGACGAGGCCAUUAAAAAAUAUGAAGAUUUCCUCACCACCACAGAGGCCAGCGAGGAGAAAAUAACUGGUGUUGUGGAGGCGGGACAGCGCCUCAUUAACGAUGGCAAUGAAAACUCUGACAAGAUCCAAGAGAAAGUGGAUUCUAUUCAGCAAAGGCAUUUAAAAAACAAGAACGCUGCUAAUGAGUUGCUGGCAAAACUUAAAGAUAACCGUGAACUGCAACACUUCCUCCAAGAUGGACAGGAGCUUACGUUGUGGAUCAAUGAGAAGAUGCUGACAGCCCAGGACAUGUCAUAUGAUGAGGCUCGAAAUCUUCACAGCAAGUGGCAAAAACACCAGGCCUUCAUGGCAGAGUUGGCCUCUAACAAAGACUGGCUGGACAAAAUCGAUAAGGAGGGCCAAGUUCUUGUUGCAGAAAAGCCAGAGCUGAAACCUGUUGUUCAGCAAACUAUGGAGGAACUCCAGCGUCAGUGGGAGGAGUUAGAGGGCACUACCCGCACAAAAGCCCAGUGCUUGUUUGAUGCCAAUCGAGCAGAGCUGUUCACACAGAGCUGCUGUGCUCUGGAUGGAUGGGUGAAGAACCUAGAGGGUCAGCUGCAUAGUGAUGAUUAUGGCAAGGAUUUGACCAGUGUGAACAUCCUACUCAAAAAGCAUCAGAUGCUGGAGCACCAAAUGGAGGUCAGGGAGAAGGAGGUGCAGUCACUUCAGUCGCAAGCCUUGGCUUUGUCUCAGGAAGAUGCUGGACUUUCUGAGGUGGACGGUCAACAAAAGCGCGUCACAGACAGCUUUUCUAGCCUUCGGGAGCCUCUUAGACUAAGAAGGCAGCGGCUACUUGCCUCCAAAGAGGGACAUCAGUUCAACAGAGACCUGGAAGAUGAAAUAUUGUGGGUGAAAGAACGAAUGCCCUUGGCAACCUCCACAGACCAUGGGAAAGAUCUUCCUACAGUCCAACUACUCAUCAAAAAGAACCAGACUUUGCAAAAGGAGAUCCAGGGACAUCAACCACGUAUUGAUGAGAUCCACAAACGAGGAAAGACUCAAAGCCAGGUAGACGGGGAACGACAGUCUGUUCUCGAGGGGCGACUUGUUGAGCUGAAAGACCUUUGGGACCAACUGAUCGGCGAGACAGACAAACGUCACGCACGUCUGGUCGAGGCCAAUCGAGCCCAGCAGUUUUAUGCUGACGCGGCGGAGGCAGAGGCAUGGAUGGGUGAGCAGGAGUUGCACAUGAUGUCAGAAGAAAAGGCUAAGGAUGAACAGAGUGCACUUGUGAUGGUUAAAAAGCACCAGAGUCUGGAGCAGGCACUUGAAGACUACGCUCAAACCAUUCACCAGUUGGCCAACAGCAGCCGAUUAAUGGUCACCAGCGAACAUCCAGAGAGCGACAGAAUCACAUUACGACAAGCACAAGUAGACAAGUUGUACGCUGGGCUGAAAGACCUCGCAGAGGAGCGUCGUGGGAGGCUUCAGGAGAGACUUCGUCUGACCCAGUUAAAGCGGGAGGUGGAUGAUUUAGAGCAGUGGAUUGCAGAAAGGGAGGUGGUUGCUGGCUCUCAUGAAUUAGGGCAGGACUAUGAGCAUGUCACCAUGUUGAGGGACAAGUUCCGUGAGUUUGCUCGUGACACUAGCACAAUUGGCCAAGAGCGUGUAGAUGGUGUAAACGGACUGGCGGACGAUCUCAUCGAAUCGGGUCACCCGGAGAACGCUAGUGUUGCAGAGUGGAAGGACGGAUUAAACGAGGCCUGGGCUGACCUCCUGGAACUGAUUGACACGCGCACACAGAUGUUAGCUGCUUCCUAUGAGCUGCACCGCUUCCAUCAGGACGCCAUGGAGGUUCUUGGUCGCGUCAAGGAGAAGCGGGAGGCGCUACCGUCCGACCUCGGCCGGGAUCUGAACACUGUGCAGCACUUACACAGACAGCACAAUACCUUUGAAAAUGACAUUCAGGCCCUUAGUGGACAGGUGAACCAGGUGCAAGAUGAUGCUGCACGGCUGCAAAAAGCUUACGCUGGCGAGAAAGCUGACGAUAUUAAUCGAAGUGAACAUGCUGUGAGCUCUGCCUGGGAGGGUCUUCUUGAGGCUGGCGAGUCCCGCAGGGUGCUCCUCCUGGAUACUGUGGAAAAGUUCCGCUUCUUUAAUAUGGUGCGAGACCUCAUGCUCUGGAUGGAUGGGGUCAAUUUGCAGAUCGAUGCACAUGACAGCCCCAGGGAUGUCUCUUCUGCAGGACUAGUCAUUGCCAAUCAUCAAGAUAUCAAGUCGGAGAUUGAGACCCGAGCAGACAGCUUUACGGCCUGUAUUGACAUGGGGAACACACUCAUUAAUAAUAAUCAUUAUGCCACUGAUGAGAUCCGGGAAAAGCUUUCGCAGUUACAAGAAAAGAGAGAAAAGAUCAACAAAAAGUGGCAGGACAAAAUGGACUAUUUACAAAUUAUGCUGGAAGUUUUGCAGUUUGGACGCGAUGCCUACAUCGCAGAGUCUUGGUUGGCUGGGCAAGAACCUCUUGUGCGGACAGCAGACCUAGGCUCCAAUGUGGACGAGGUGGAAAGUCUGAUAAAGCGCCACGAGGCCGCUGAAAAACUUGCUGCUUCUUGGGAAGAACGCUUUGUCCAGCUGGAAAAACUUACUACACUGGAAGAGCAGGAAAUUCAGAGGAGGCGAGAGGAAGAGGAGCGAGCACGACGACCUCCCACGCCAGUCCGUGUAGAGGAAGUGGCGCAGUCGGAAGCAGAAAGUCAAGUGCACGACUCUGCGGCCAGAACCAGUCUAGACCAGACAACGCUGAAUCAGUCGGUGUCAGUGAACGGAGUACACAGUGAUAACGACACAUCACAGCAGUCGCUAUCGCUAUCAUUGUCAGUGGGAUCGAAAUCAGAGGCUAAGCGCGUGUGUAAAGCAAAGCAGCCAGAGCGUGGCUCAGAAUCUGAAAACGGACCAGGUCGGGACAGCGGCUUGGCUUCCUCACGACUCGAGCCGCCGUCGGCCACGUUACCGGGGCGAGGCGGAGCAGAGUCUGACCCAGACACCAUGGAGGGUGUACUUUGUCGAAAACAAGAGAUGGAGUCGCACAGCAAGAAGGCAGCUACCAGGUCAUGGCAGAACGUAUACUGUGUCCUAAGAAAAGGAAGUCUUGGUUUCUAUAAAGACGGCAAAAGUGCUACUAAUGGCAUUCCUUACCACGGAGAGGUCCCUAUAAGCCUUGGAGAGGCUGUUUGUGAGAUUGCACAUGACUAUAAGAAGAGGAAACAUGUAUUCAAACUCCGGCUAGGAGAUGGAAAAGAGUACCUGUUCCAAGCAAAGGAUGAGGCGGAAAUGAGUGCCUGGAUCCACUCCAUCCUCAGUUCCAUUCCAUCAGGAUCAGGAGAGUCGCCCGUAGGUCCGCGGCCGAUCAACCGCGCCAUGACCAUGCCCCCGAUCUCCCCUGGCUCAGUCGAUACCGGCGGUGUGACCAUGCGCAGCAAAGACGGGAAAGAUAAAGAUCGGGAGAAGAGGUUCAGCUUCUUUGGCAAGAAAAAAUAAGACUUUUGUCAAAAUCCUGGAUGGAACCGACAUGUGUUCGACUGACCCAGAAACUGAACCAAGCUGGCGGAGAAGUCCAAACGGCACACACUGGUCUCGGUGCAACUCAGAGGUGCACUGCAUUUCGACAGCUACAGAAAAUGUACCCCCCUUCCACACCCUCUGGUUUUAUCUGUCACUUUCGUCUUGAUUCACCAGUAUUCUCCAAAUAAGUGCAUCAACCACGGGAACCUUCAUUCACACAAUCAAUAAGACAACAACACUGUUUGAGAAGAUCAAAAGGGGGAAUAGUUCAUCUCUUGUCUACUCAUUGGGUUCUCCUGAUGGAUAAUAGCUCUUUUUUUCUUUUUGAAACAAUCAUUUCCACUAUCCUGCUUUUGAGCUUGAUAUUAUUAACCUGACCAAUAUUAAUGCUGUUCUGGUUAUUUAUCUUUUGUUAAUGCUGGUUUGAAAACUAAUGAUUUGAUUAUCAAUGUUGUGGAAAGAAAGUAAAACUAGAGAAUGUUGGGUUUAUUCUGUAUGUAUUAUUAUGAUAUGAAUUUUAGGAAUGAUGGUACCUGAGUUUUUUUUUUUUUUUUUUUUAAUAAAGCUCAUUUAAUUUUAGCAGUUUGCAGUAAGUGAACACAAAUUAAAUUGGGAAAUUUACAUAUUUAAUAAGUGGUUGAAAUCUUUUUGUAUUGCUCAUUUUGCCUGACUUGAUUAUCAUUGGAGUGAUAUUUUCUGCUUGAUUUGUUAAUUUUUUUUUUUUUUUUUCUGUAAAAAGCAGAGAAGUUAGUUUUUCUAGUGCGUGAGUUGUGGUGAUGUGGAUUUUGCACGUCAAUAUUACUCUUCAAAUAACGGCCUGAUGGAUGCUACAUUUUGGUACUCUGUCCGGAUAAAAAUGGGACACCAAUACAAAACUACUGGAAUUAUUUUCUAGCGACAAGCUGACACGACCAAGGACUUUAUAUUAUUUUUCGUUUGUAAUUAUUCUGUUUCAAUCAUCACUCUGGCAUUUGGAGGCUUCAUGGAUGACAGUUCAUGACAGGUGACAUGAAGGAAGUGUGCUGCCAGAGUACCGCCUUACUUGUAAAGAUCCCCCUGAUCCCCAUUCAUAAACCUAUCCAAAAUGAGCUUUCACAGUCCGGAGAUGAGAAUGUUCUAAUGUAAUCUAACGUAAUGUUAAUAUGCCCAACGGUGCGCUCAAACAUCAAGGUCCUACCAAAUAGGGACGUGUUUUGAAUCCUCAAAAAUAUUUGUGCUUUGUGGCAUGAUUAUACUGUAGGUUUAUCUUUGUGUAUCACCAACUCCCAUCUUUGUGGAUUCAUGCUGAGCACAUGUUAUUGCUUCAUUAUCAGGGUGGGAGAACAAUGUUCUAUGUAAUUGGCAUCUUGGUAACACUUUUUUUGACGGGCGUCAUAGGACUGUCAUAAGAUCGUCAUAAUUAUGACAUGACACUGUAAUUAGCAUUAAUAAAUGCUUAUGACAAAAGUGUCAUCCGGCAAAA
Molecule: messenger RNA, 9119 nt
Organism: Corythoichthys intestinalis (scribbled pipefish)
Lineage: Eukaryota; Metazoa; Chordata; Actinopteri; Syngnathiformes; Syngnathidae
Gene: sptbn2
Product: spectrin, beta, non-erythrocytic 2
Exons: 39
Coding region: 548-7633 (2361 amino acids)
Biological process (GO): actin cytoskeleton organization
Cellular component (GO): plasma membrane; cell junction; cell projection
Molecular function (GO): structural constituent of cytoskeleton; phospholipid binding; actin filament binding
Source: RefSeq, a predicted model, not a curated record